Molecule: messenger RNA, 1488 nt
Organism: Archocentrus centrarchus (flier cichlid)
Lineage: Eukaryota; Metazoa; Chordata; Actinopteri; Cichliformes; Cichlidae
Gene: mei4
Product: meiosis-specific, MEI4 homolog (S. cerevisiae)
Exons: 5
Coding region: 252-1412 (386 amino acids)
Biological process (GO): oogenesis; homologous chromosome pairing at meiosis; meiotic DNA double-strand break formation
Cellular component (GO): lateral element
Source: RefSeq, a predicted model, not a curated record
UUUAAAAUAAUUUCAUGUUAUUAUUUAGUGUUAAUAUGAUCUUCAAACGGAUUAACUUAUUUAAACCAUUAUAAAUGAAAGUAGCGUUUUAAACAUGGCCGAGCCUGAGGGGCAGAAUCUGCCCGGUGACACAUUUUACCGGAACACCUGCUGAAGCUGAGCUAGCUCCGUAAACUUUACGAUAUUUAAUCUGAGGACAGGCGGCGGGCGGCCAGCCGAGACAGAGCAGGCCGGCCUCAGAGGUACAGGAAAUGAGUCGAGCCGAGUGGUUUUCCACGAAGGCCAAAGUGGCCGUGGCGGUGGCCGUAAUCAGGAACCGUCCCCCGGGUAUGAGCGGCCGACAGCACGCCGAGGCUCUGGGCCGCGAGCUGAGGCUCCAGGACGAAGGCAGUAAGAAGAAAGCCGAGGAGCUGCAGCAGGAGGUGCUGAGGCUGCGGCAGGAGGUCCUGAUGGCCAAGGCGACGUCAGCCGGAACGAGCAGCACGCAGGCGGCAGACAGCAGCGGGAUGGACGACCCGUCUCAGGAUCUGUUCGGUUCAGGAAGCGUGGGGUUCAGUGAAGAACUUCAGCCAGACUGCGACUCAGAGACACCUGAUGUCUUCCAGCAGAACGCCGAGCCUCCCGCCGCUUCGCCUCCGCCACCGGUUCCCUCAGGCCACCGUGAAGAAGAUGCGCUGUGUCCUCACGUGCAGUUCCUGCAGUCGCUGUGCGCCCUGCACCGAGUGGAAGGACGUGGCAAAGGUCUGGAGGCUCUGUGGUUCGGGCGUGACGGAGACGCGGGGUCAGUGUUGGCCGACACGGUGUGCCGGCUCCUCGACUCCGUGGUAGCGGCCUGCAGGGAUCCUUCUGUGCUGGGAUCUCAUAACCUCGUCCUGAAGGCCUGCCAGGUCGCCGCCCGAGCGAUGGACCUCUACUGCUCUCAGCGGCUGCCGUCUGCAGAGCUCAUGAGGCGUGGGGAAGAGCCGCUGAGGGAGCUGAGCAGGAUGCUGCUGCACAGCGAUCAGCCUGGCAGGUCUCAGCUCGAGGCUGCAGAGAAGCUGAUGGAGUACCUGAUCACUGUGGGGAGCAGCCGCAUGUCAGCGUCUUUCCUCAUUGGUCACAUCCUCUCUGAGAUCAGCGCCCUGGCCGAUGAGCUCUGGCAGGCCUUCCAGGCGCAGCACGGCUCUGUGCUCGACGCGUUUCCUGUCGCCCGGUAUCACAACUCGUGCCGCCUGUUUGGCGUCCUGGAGGAGCUCCUGCAGAGGCCUGAGGUGGCGUCCAGGGUGGAGGUGGGGUCGGAGCGGGCGGUUUUCCUGAGCCACGUGGAGCAGCGAGUCUUUCUCCUGUCAGAUGAGUUUCCGCUGUUUUCCAUCCGAAUGUGGAGGAUCGGAGGUCUCCUCGGAUCUCUGAACAGGCAGGAUGGACCAGAGUGAAAUCAAACUGACCACAAGGAUACAUUUAUUGAUCUCUGAUUGUAACCAAUCUGACAAAAAGGCCACACCACUAAUA